Messenger RNA from Opisthorchis viverrini, 432 nucleotides. RefSeq lists its product as hypothetical. Lineage: Eukaryota; Metazoa; Platyhelminthes; Trematoda; Opisthorchiida; Opisthorchiidae. The record is from RefSeq and is a predicted model, not a curated record. The transcript has 4 exons. The coding region runs from base 1 to 432 and encodes 143 amino acids.
AUGGAUAUUGUGAAGCGACGCGCAGCUUACUCAUCUGAAGAAUAUUAUGAGAACGAGCGAUGCGCGUCGUCUUCAGCGCAUCGUCUUGCUGAAAGACUACUAUUCAUGGAAACGAACGAAGCACAUCCCAAAUUGGUUGACUCUAGAGGGAUCCCGAGUGAUUUGCGGCUAUACGUCUGUGCAUGCCGGCGGAAAUCGAAAGAUUUGUCAGUCGUAACUGGAUCUCAGCUACCAAAUAUCCUAUCCGCUGCACUUCUGGCUGUCUGCGCGCAGGCAUUGUGCACGUGUACCAUCGUAUUGAGUUUUCCGCCAUUUUGCGUGCGUGUGCACGUGUAUGUUUGCGGCGCAGUCGAACGGUUGUCUCCCACGCGCACGCUCGCUCUCACCCGCGCGCCCGCUCAGCAGGGUGCGAACAGCGCGAAACUGUGUUGA